This is a messenger RNA of Chaetomium globosum CBS 148.51, 972 nucleotides long. RefSeq lists its product as uncharacterized. The transcript has 4 exons. Bases 1 to 972 code for a protein of 323 amino acids. NCBI's taxonomy places the organism in Eukaryota, Fungi, Ascomycota, Sordariomycetes, Sordariales, Chaetomiaceae. The record is from RefSeq and is a predicted model, not a curated record.
AUGGCACCUAUUGCCAGCGUCGCAGUUGCAGGGGGGACAGGUAAUGUGGGUAGGGCUAUCGUUGAGGCCAUCCUAGCCACUGGGAAGUAUGAAGUCAAGAUCCUGUCUCGAAAGCCAAACCCAGAACUCGAGGCCGAGAUCGGCGCGCCCAUUGUCCCGGUUGACUAUUCUGACGUCAAUGCCAUCGUGAAAGUGCUUGAAGACAACAACAUCGAUACGGUGGUCUCGGGAAUUGCCAUGCACAGCGCUGAUGGCAGCACGCCGAAUGAACUCGAGCUGAUCCGAGCUGCGGACCUGUCCAAAACCACCCGGCGACUCAUAUCGAGCGGGUGGGGCACGCCCGUCCAGAGCCGCCCUGUCCAGUCGAGUGCGAUCGCUUCAGAAAUCCACAAGUCCAAUGCACGCAGAGAACUCGAGAAAACAGAGAACCUAGAGUACACCGUGUUCCACAAUGGCUACUUCAUGGACUACUGGGGCAUCCCCGUCGUCAAGUCGUGGCUGGCCCGGAUGCCCCUAGUGUUUUGGCUAGAUAUCGCCAACAACGCGGCGGCGAUCCCGGGGUCCGGCAACACGCCCGCGAUCUUCACCCACACCACCGACGUCGCACGGUUUGUCGCUGCCAGCUUAGACCUCCCGAAGUGGGAACCCGAUACAUACAUCUUCGGCGACCGGGUGACGUGGAAUGAGUUUCUCCACUGGGCCGAGGACGCCAAGGGGACCAAGUUCAACGUCGCCUACGACAGCACGGAGAAGCUGAAGUUGGGCCAGACCACCGAACUCCCGGCCCAGAUUCCCUCGUACCCGUUCUUCCCGAAAGAACCCCAGCAGGCCAUGGCCGCCGCUUUUGGCCUCUGGUUUGAGUACGGCAUUUGCGACCUGAAACCCACGAAGGCCUUUCUGAACGAGACGUUUCCGGAGAUCAAGCCGCUGAGGGUGAAGGAGAUGCUGGACCAGGCAUGGAGAAAAGCCUAG